GAGGCAUUUUCUGCUCUGUGCCAAAGUUUGAGGCAUCUUUUAUCUAAUUAAUAUUAAGUAUUUUAUUGUGCUUCACGUUAAGUGCUACUUGGACCAAAUGGAGACGAAAGACAGUUCACUCAACGAGGUUUCCUUAAACCACACAAUUGAGGAAACAAUAUCAGCUGAAAUGGAUCUGGAGACUGCAGUGAAGGAAUGCUCAGCUGCCCUCGAGCUUUUCCUCAACAACAGAUUUGCUGAUGCAUUGGCUGCUUUAAGACCCCGGAGGGGUCACAGCAUGUACCAUGCAAUGGGCUACAGCAGUAUCUUGGUAAUGCAGGCAGGCAUGACCUUUGAACCCAGCGACAUGGAUGCUGCCAUGACAUCACUGAGCGAAUCCCUGGACACAUGCCAGACAUUUCGCAGAAAAACUGGAAUAGUGGAGACUCUGACCAGCCUGUGGUCCAGACAACCAGCAGAUAAUCUGACGGAGGAAGAACUGCAUGCAGAGCUGUGCUAUGCUGAGGUUCUGCUCCAGAAGGCGAUGCUCACAUUUCUGGACGAGAGUAUCAUUGGAUUCAUCAAAGGAGGCAUGAGAAUAAGAAACAGUUAUCAGAUUUACAAGGAUUGCCUGGCUGCAGUGAACGUGUCAAAUGAAUUGGAAAAACAGAAAACGUUCGCUCACUUUAAGGGCGGUGUCAACAUGGGCAUAGGAUCGUUUAAUCUAAUGCUGUCUCUUCUUCCAUCCAAAGUCCUCAGACUGAUGGAGUUCUUAGGCUUCUCUGGAGACAGGGAGUUGGGACUGUCGCAGCUGCGAGAGGGAGCAGCAAGCAACAGCCUGCGCUCCAUCCUGAGCACCCUGACUUUGCUGAUGUUCCACCUGUACAUCACAGUAAUACUCGGUACUGGUGAGGGAGACCUCGCUGAGGCUGAAACUUUGCUUCAACCCUACACUGAACGGUUUCCUAAUGGAGCUCUCAUGCUUUUCUAUGUCGCAAGAAUUGCUUUGCUUAAGGGAAACUUCACAUUUGCACAGGAGAAGUACCUGGCAUGUAUUGCAGCGCAGGAAGAGUGGCAUCAGAUUCACCACCUCUGUUACUGGGAGCUCAUGUGGGCCUACUCCUUUGAACAAAAUUGGAAUGAGGCUUAUCGAUACGCUGACCUCCUCUGCAAGGAGAGCAAGUGGUCCCAGGCCAUUUAUAUUUUCCAAAAAGCUGCCAUCUUGAGCAUGCUCCCAGAGGAAGAAGUCACUAAACUGGGAGAAAAUAUAGAGGAAUUAUUCAGGCAGGUGGAUGGUGCCAGAUUGAGGAUUGCUGGAAAAUCAAUUCCAACUGAGAAGUUUGCUGCGAAGAAGGCCAAGCGGUACUUUUCUUCUAACCCUGUGAAUUUAGUCGUCCCUGCACUGGAAAUGAUGUAUGUGUGGAAUGGCUUUACAAUACUUGGGAAACGGCCUGAACUGACUGAAAACAUCUUGAACACCUUGGAAAAGGCAGAGGAGCAGCUCAGAAUGGGUCUCGAUCCAUCUGAGUAUCACCUGGAUGACCAGUGCAUUGUCCAGCUGCUGAAGGGCUUGUGCCUCAGACAUUUGGGCCGUCUGGACCAGGCAGAGCAGUGUUUCAACCAUAUUCUUGCCAGUGAAAGCAACAUUAAACAUGAGAACUAUCUGGUGCCAUUUACCAUGUAUGAGCUGGGUCUGCUCUACAAGCAGAAAGGUGAUAUCAAGAAUGCCAUUGCAGUGAUGGAGAAAGCCAAGAUGAACUACAAAGACUACAACAUGGAGUCCAGGCUACAUUUCCGUAUCCACGCAACUCUGAACACAAUGGGCUCGUUUUCAGCCAAACUUAGCCCCUCGCGUACACCAGCUUGAAGACCACAGUAGAUGGAACUGAAAAACAAAAUGUAAAGGUCAUGAUGCCGAGACUUGCUGGCUUCAGCUCUAUGACAACACUUGAAAUCCUCCAUAUGUGCCUACUGCUUUCAGCAAUUCUUUUUGUUUGCAAUAAAACAAAUACAAGUACAAAACUGGUAUGAAAUUACAUGUCGACGGCAAGUGCCAUAGUGAUAUUUUACGUUGUGUUAUGUCAAACCAACAGUUUUUAAUUUGACCGCUACCUGAAUAUUUUCUAAAGGUUAAAUGGCUGCUACCUUCAAUCUGCUUUAAGGGCUGAUUUACUGAAUACAUAAUGAAAUAAAUGAGUUCCAUUUGCAACCAUG
Messenger RNA from Solea solea (common sole), 2193 nucleotides. RefSeq names its product tetratricopeptide repeat protein 39B-like. Gene Ontology annotation, molecular function: protein binding. The transcript is spliced from 18 exons. Bases 98 to 1846 code for a protein of 582 amino acids. Lineage: Eukaryota; Metazoa; Chordata; Actinopteri; Pleuronectiformes; Soleidae. The record is from RefSeq and is a predicted model, not a curated record.